Messenger RNA from Ochotona curzoniae (black-lipped pika), 788 nucleotides. It is a transcript of the gene POLR2G, whose product is annotated as RNA polymerase II subunit G. Gene Ontology annotation, biological process: DNA-templated transcription; positive regulation of translational initiation; transcription initiation at RNA polymerase II promoter. Lineage: Eukaryota; Metazoa; Chordata; Mammalia; Lagomorpha; Ochotonidae. The coding region runs from base 65 to 583 and encodes 172 amino acids. Gene Ontology annotation, molecular function: single-stranded RNA binding; single-stranded DNA binding; translation initiation factor binding. The record is from RefSeq and is a predicted model, not a curated record. The transcript has 8 exons. Gene Ontology annotation, cellular component: P-body; RNA polymerase II, core complex.
CGCUUCCGGCGGAGCCCGGGGCCGCGGUGGUGGAGGGGACAUUCGGGGAUCCUGCUGGGCAGAGAUGUUCUACCAUAUCUCCCUGGAGCAUGAGAUCCUGCUGCACCCUCGCUACUUCGGCCCUAACCUGCUCAACACGGUCAAACAGAAGCUCUUCACCGAGGUCGAGGGCACCUGCACCGGCAAGUAUGGCUUUGUCAUUGCUGUCACCACCAUAGACAACAUUGGUGCGGGCGUGAUCCAGCCCGGCAGAGGCUUUGUGCUGUAUCCUGUGAAGUACAAGGCCAUCGUGUUCCGGCCGUUUAAAGGCGAGGUUGUGGAUGCGGUUGUCACUCAGGUGAACAAGGUUGGCCUCUUCACAGAGAUCGGCCCCAUGUCGUGCUUCAUCUCGCGACAUUCCAUCCCAUCAGAGAUGGAAUUUGAUCCGAACUCCAACCCCCCGUGUUACAAGACGAUGGAUGAGGACAUUGUGAUCCAACAGGACGAUGAGAUCCGCUUGAAGAUCGUAGGCACUCGUGUGGACAAGAAUGACAUUUUUGCUAUUGGCUCCCUGAUGGAUGAUUACCUGGGGCUGGUGAGCUGAACCCAGGAGCCUGCUGCCUUCCGUGGUCCCAGUUUGAAGACGUGUGACUCAUCGCAAGUGCCCUCAUGCGCAGAGCCCCUGUCUGGCGCUGCUGGAGAGGCAGGGAGCUUCCUUGUCAUCGGAAGACAUCCGGUGCUUCUUCUAGCUUAGCUGCUGCUCCAACUCAGUUGUGUCCUAACCAUAAAGAUGGCAUUUUCUCUUGGAA